UAGUACCACAACGAUGAACGGACCAACUUCAGCUACAAUGGACAAGUACACAUCGCAAAGUCUGCAUGGAGAUCGGAUAUUUAAUGUUGCUUUUGAAACCAAUGAGAGUUCGACUCGUUCAGGCUACCCUCCCGCAUUUCCUGCCUUCGAUGAUGAUAUAGGUCCAGAUCCACAUGAUUCAAACGGUACAGCAGUGUGCUCUCACACUGAGAAGGAAAAGGAACCUUGGUGGUACGUAGACAUACAGGAUUUGCAUACAAUUAAACAUGUUGUCCUUUACAACAGACAAGAUCUACCUGGACGCCUAGAAGGUGCUCAAGUAAGAGUUGGAAAAAGUAAAAACAAUUUGAAGCUAAAUACCGCAUGUGGGCCGCCUGUAUCAGAGGAUGAAGCCGAUGUACCAGCUGGAAAAAUAACAUUAAGAUGUGAACCUGGAACUAUCGGAAACAUUGUGUCUGUCCAGUUGGAGAACAGAACACAAUAUUUGGUAUUAUGUGAAGUGAAAUUAUAUGGGACAAUAUACACAGAAUAUUUAACGACAAAAGCAGUGGAGCAAACUGAACGAGCAGUUACAUCGCCGUCGUAUACUUGUGUCGCAGAAGAUGUCAUAAAAAACAAUAUUGUGUAUAGUUUUCUGGAUACUCAGCUUGGAAUAAAGGCAGUAUCUGUACAGACAUGUCCAUCUCCGUCAAACAAAGGCUAAUUAAUUUUUAUUAUUAAUAUAUUUUGAACUAUUAUAAGAACAGAAAUACGCGGAUUAGGGGUUAAAAUAAUGCGCACAACGUCACUAUAAUAAAAGCUUUCGCGCAUUUGAAUUUUCAACGAGAAACCCACAUAAUUAAUUCAGUUAAUAACGUUAUAAUUACUUUACAGUGCAGUAUGUAUUUAACAGGGCCGGCGGAACCUUUUUCGAAGUGGGGGAGGGGGGCUCCACUAGUAUGAUGAAAUGGAAAUAUGAAUAUAUGAAUGAGAGUAAUCUGGGUUCAAUUUUUUUGGGGUGGGGUGGGGUCAAAAAGUUACCCAAAAACCCCAAAACAAAAGGGUGGGGGUUCCGGGCCCUCCCCCGGGAACAUUUUAAUCCCUAGAUGGCGGGAAAUGAGCUUUCCAGACUUUUGAGCUAGGUGUCUUUUAAUGACUUAGUUCUUCAAAAUUCAAGUUUCCAUACCCCUCUUGAAAACGGUCAGGUAAACGUUCUCAUUCUUAUUACAGUAAAUAGGCCUGUUAGGUGUGUACCUUUAUACCUACGUUGUUUACAUACUCUUUUUCCAUUAAUCAAUGAACCCCAAAAAUAAAAUGGGGUCGGUGGUACCGCCGAGAACAUUUUGAUUCUUAGAUGGCGGAAAUGAGCUUUUUUGACUUCUAAUUUUCUUUUUGUAACAAAAAAAAAAAAA
Molecule: messenger RNA, 1391 nt
Organism: Anneissia japonica
Lineage: Eukaryota; Metazoa; Echinodermata; Crinoidea; Comatulida; Comatulidae
Product: fucolectin-1-like
Exons: 6
Coding region: 14-703 (229 amino acids)
Source: RefSeq, a predicted model, not a curated record